CCCAGUGUCAAAGAGCAGAUUACCUGCAAAAGAAGACCAGUUAAUAAUUGACCGCACUCAACCCAAAAAAUGACCAACACGAAGAACAACGACGACUCCUUCGAGAACUCUUCGCUUUCUCCUACAAUUGCAUCGUCAUUCGCAAACGAUGGCCGCGCAAAUGAUUCGUCCUCUGGCAAUCAAAACAGUGAUGUCCAGGCAGCCAGACGAGGUCUUUUAAAGGCGAUUUGGCAAACGGCAUUUGCACCUCGGUUUUCAUCGAGACCGAUCGACUUGCAGACGACCAACCCGAACUCCUCAGCGAGUCCGUUUUCGUCCAAGCCAAUCGACAUGGAAGAGUACUUUUUGUCAAAUCGUACCGGAGGAGGCAGCUUCGUGCGGCAAAACAGCUGCGUAACUGUUGGAACGACAGGCACAGGUGGCGACAACAGUUUUUCUGGUUCAAGACGGCCAAACGAGUUUCAAAAUUCUCUGCAAGAAUCUUCUUUGUUGACGCCGAGCGAAAGGGGAUACCUGCAAGGACUGCUUCAAUCGGAAGAUACCGAAUCUAUUAGAAGAGCGAGUGCGAGGUUGUMCGACAAAGAGAUCUUUCCCUCCGCCACAGAUAGUGACGACGAGGAAGCAGAAGCGACGAACGAAGGUUCACUAGAUGAAGCACCACAGACAACAAAGAGAAAAUCCAUGCCACUGCCACCUACAUCGACACCGCCUCGACGGCGCGAUUCCCAAGUACAAGAACAACUGUUGGAAUGGCACGAGAAGACGACAAUCAUGCCCAGUGUGGUUCUUCAGAGAAUGAGUAGCAAUCAAUCCGCCAAAAAAGUGGCAACAAUACAACCGAGAACGAUUCCUCCGAAUAAUUCAUUAACGCAAGAUGACACCCAGGAGUCCUCUUUAGACUAUCCUUUCCCAUCAAGUGAUGAGAUGGAAGAUGAAAAAGAAGGCAACGAUUGCACAAUAGAGCAAGAACGUGUGGGAACGAAUGACAAUUGCAACCAAAAUGAAAAGACAGGAAAACUCGGAGAUACGAAUGAUGUUCCGGUGAACGAGCAAUCAUGGAACUCCGAGCUACCAGAUCUCAAUACGUGGAUGUCUCGGACGGAAGGCGUCGAGGUGGACGAAGAGGGCUACCCUUCGGAGACAGCGAACAUGACCUCAAAUCCUUUCAAGAUUCUUGGCACGUCAGCAGACGACGUCUCGGUUCAACCAAUGGUUCUAUCCCCGCCACUAAUGGAAGGUUUGCAAAACUUCAUGCCGGAAUCACUGCAGGAACACCAUUACUGGCUGAAAUACUCAAUGGUGCGAGACGGGCCCGGUCUUAUGAAGUUGCUCAGGCACUGUCGAGGAUCGCAACACACCAUCCUAGCCAUCGAGAGCACGGACGGUUACGUUUUUGGGUCCUUCACGUCGCAACCAUGGAGAAUGACAUCUCCAAGUAAAGGCACAAAUCAAUAUUAUGGCAGCAAAGAAUCAUUUGUCUGGCGAAUGAGACAAUCCCGAUUUGAGCCCUGCGAAUCGGUUGUGGAACAAAUACUGAUGGAAAGCAAGAUGGAUGUAUUUCCGUUCACCAGUCGAAACAACAGGGUGCAAUCUUGCACGAAGAACGGCAUUUCAUUGGGUCACGGAGAGAUCAAAGAGGAGGUCGAUGCGGAAGAAAUUGAGCGCGAUGAAAGUUCGACGAAGAGUAACCCCGAAGAUUGCCAUUAUGGGCACGCUAUUACACUAGACAAAACAAUGGCGACUGGGUUCACAAGUUCCAGCGAAACCUUCGGUAAUCCCUGCCUGAUAGAAAGAGAAAGCAGAGGAAAGAAGUUUGUGGUUGCAAACGUUGAAUUGUGGACAAUGACGCCGCACGAAUCUGUAGAGAAUGCGGACCAUGCCGAGAUGAGAGCAUUGUUCCUAGAAGAAAACCGCCAGACGGACAAAAACCUGAAUCUGAUCGAAAUCCUGGUUGGAAACCACAAGAGUCAAAAAGUUACUGUCGCGUGAGCCAAUGCAGCGCACUUAUUUAUCUGACGUUGUAAAUAGGGUUCAAGAACUGUGUGCACUAAAAGUAAUUCAUGAUUGUACCUUCAUUGCUUGUUGCUCCUCUACUAGUUCUUCGGUAAUCGCUACUUCUAUUCAUUUGUGUGAGACAGCAGAAGUUAUGAACGGAUGAUACCAGAUUCUUGCUUUCAUUGUUUUCAAACAUAACAGAAAAAAUUUCGUUUGUUCCCACUAAGGAAAGAGUGAAUCUUGAAAAUUGGUUCAAGUUUGAUUGUAUGAACUUGAUUUUAUUAGAAUGUUUUGUUGUAAGUAUGCUAUUCUAUAUAUAUAUAUGAGUUGCAGCACAUUGGAUUACAAUUCAUAUAACAUAUUCAUAAAUGUAUAUUUAUUUUACAUAGUAGUAGUGGCAUGUCUGUGGGCAUCAUGAUGAAGGCAUAGUACUAGUACAAUAGUCUACUACUAUGUACCUAGUACACCAGGACUGAUAAUAUUUUUUAUUUUCAGAUAAUAAGAUCUAAUAUAACAGCGAAACUAGUACCAAUUCUACACAAACCAGUCAAAAUUUGUGAUCAAGAUUGAUCACAAAAAAUUGAUUACAAAUUUGUUAUUUCUGAUCACAUUUUUUUGUGAUCAAAACUGAUCACAAUUUUCCAUACAAGGAAGGGGGGCCUGGGAAUCUAAAUUUUUCCUCAAAAAUUGAAAUCGACAUGGUUCCUGGUACCAAAAAAUUCGAAAUCACGAACGUUACUGUGUCUAUCAAGUGAAACUCUGAACAGGAGAACAAUGGGACGUCUAUUUUUCUUUAUCGUCGUUCGUCUCUCCCAUUUUUGAUAUCACACACUAUCGACUAUGUCAGUGGGAGAGAACAAGGAUCAACGACCAGUUGGAAAAGGUUGCAAAGCCAUUGGCUGGGAAGAAUAGAACAGAUCGAAGUUCACGUCUAUCAUGAUCACGUCUAUCAUGAUGGAUUCUUCAAGCAGAAAUACCAGGAAUACCUGGCUCUCGAACCACAAGUGUUAUUUGAUUAAUGCAGUUACUGCUAGUUUGAUCGGGUCAUUUGGGUUCUUCUAUGCAGUAUCUUCUUUUUGUCUCGAAAGAACAUUUGGAACCACAACUUAUACAAGCUCGAACCGUCUACAUCAUCGCCACCACCAUCUGUAUUUUUCGACCAGGUUCCAAUAUUCUUUGGAAGCAGGAGUAGAAGUGGAACCGGAAUCAUACCAGACCUCAGUACAAUACCCGUGGAAAAGGGCAAUCAUCGAUUAUUCCGGAGCAAACGAAUACAUUGAGGCACAUUAUGGAAGACAUCCCUCGCUCCAAUCAGACUCUUGGACGAACGCUUCCGUUUCGUACUUUUCGAGUGGAGGCGUUCGUGGCGAUAGAGCGGAAGAAGAUAUUUACGAUGCAAGGGAACUCAUGGCAAAAACUAAGUCAACAUCAAGUAACACGAGUUGUAGCUCUCUCUACCACCGCAGGUUUAUGGAAUCAUAUGGAAUGACGCUUUUGAAUGCUCCAACAAGUGUGACGGAAUGGAGAAACGAACGAGAGAUCGAAGACAUUUACACGAAAGAAUUGGAAGACAUGCUUCCCUCUCUGUUUUCGAGCAAAAUCAUGAUGCAUUGUUUCUGGAAUCCUAUGCUGAGAGGUGAAAACCUCGAGGUGUCAUCUCCCCGGAGUCAGCAAGUCGACAACGUAGAUCGUGUAGAAGGCAAACAUUCAGUUUCGAUUUCUACCGCAAAUGUUGCUCCUGCCGUCCACAUCGAUACUGACGUCGGUGCGUAUGCAUCUCUCGAUGAGUUUCUCGCAAUCGUCGAAAAGAAUCGAGUGAUAGGGCAACGAGAAGGAGACGAAGCAUCAUUCGAUAGAGAGUGGUGCAAAACAUGCAUAACAAUGGACCGAAAGCGCUUUGCCGUUGUCAAUUUCUGGCGUAACACCAAUCGUAAUGUACCCGUCACCAAGAGACCUCUCGCGGUACUGUCAACCAGGUACAGUGUUGUCGACAGUGGAAGUAUUGCCAACAGAAGUCUCCCGGCCUUUCCUUACUCCCGUCCAGACAUGGAGCAGAGCAAAUGGUAUACCUAUCCGAACAUGACAAACGACGAGGUGCUUGUAUUCUAUCAGUACGAUAGAUUAGUGACACAGCCCUCUGAUCUUUGGCAUUGUGCUGUGUCCAUAGACGAGGACCGUGCACCAGAAAACAAUGAAUAUAAUGGCAUCACUUCCCUUUCCGAUAACGCGGAACGACUCACAACUACGCGGAUGCACCCGCCCAGAGAGUCCUUUGACAUUCGAGCUCUUAUAGUGUUCGACGAAAAAGUACCUCCAGACAAAGAUCGGUACCAUUCGGAACGUCUGCGGCCCGUUCUUACUUUUGAAGAAAGUGGCUGUUUUUGCGACGAGCAAGCAUCGUUAAGAACCUAAUAAUGCAAAUGAGCAAUGAGGAUCUUUUUCAU
Pseudo-nitzschia multistriata is the source of this 4439-nucleotide messenger RNA. The record is from the annotation of a GenBank genome assembly. Lineage: Eukaryota; Bacillariophyta; Bacillariophyceae; Bacillariales; Bacillariaceae.